This is a messenger RNA of Oppiella nova, 618 nucleotides long. NCBI's taxonomy places the organism in Eukaryota, Metazoa, Arthropoda, Arachnida, Sarcoptiformes, Oppiidae. The record is from the annotation of a GenBank genome assembly.
AUGAGUUCGUAUGUGGAAGUAAAUGGUUGUCCCAUUUGGUAUGAAAAGUUUGGUUGGGGACCAAAACCAGUACUUCUAAUACCGGGUGGUAUUGGCACCGGUAGGACCGACUUCCUGCCACAACUCGAAGAGGAAUAUGCGCUCGACUUUAAUGCGUUCACAAUAAUAGCGGUGGAGGCGCCGGGAUGGGGACGAUCCCGACCACCGGUCAGGCAGUUUGGGGUGAAUGUAUACAAUAACGACGCCCAGUGUUUUCACGCAGUUAUGGAGAGUUUGGGUUUUCAAAAGUAUUCAAUAAUCGGUUGGUCUGACGGCGCAAAAGUGGCCCUUUUGAUGGCCAUCAAGUACCCGAAGUGUGUUGAAUCAGUUGUGGUGACAGCCAUCUCCAUAUACCUAACGGACAGUGCCAUCAGAUUUUUUAAGACAACUCAAAACAUCGAGAGUUGGAGUAAAGAUAGGAUUGAUUGCUAUUUGAGAUGUUAUGAGACAAAAGCCGAGAUCCAGACCCUUUGGACCCGAUUCGCGAAAUACAUUGAAUACUAUAACCAAUACUUUCCCGAAGAUAUCUAUAAAGAUAAAUACGAUUUGAUUCGGUGUCCCGUCCUUGUGAUGCACGGA